UUUCAGGGGUCUCUUCUUUUCAUAUUACCUCUAUAAUCAAUUUGGCAUGUAUACAUAGUGAAUGCACUGUUUCUUGACGCACGCCCAGACCCGGGCGAUAUGCUUUGAGACUGGACGAGCCCAUGCUUCCUUCGACCAUCGAUCCAGAAACACCAGUCCGUGUCAACCCCCCGGGGCAAGCCCUAUCUAUUCAGUAUGUACUACUACGGAGUACUACUACAUACAUUCUGAAGAAAGGGGGGCUGCAACAUGCCGACGAGCAGACGAAAUCCUGCAGGGCCAUAAUGGGGAGGGUCUUGGCGGCGACCUCCGCACGUGCCAGACGCGUCGUCGGGCUGGAGAUGCGCGCGCCGUCCGAUUAUUACAGCGCCCAGUUUCCCCGGCACACAAUCCUCCUUCACCACAAGUCCACGACCAACAACAACAAUAACAAUAACAAUGGAGUGGACUCGAGUCUAGUGUCUUCGACUCGUCUACCGUUCUCAUAUCCUUCAUUUUCCCCCUCAGUCAAAGGCCGUUCGCUUCUUCCUUUCCCCCACGGCCCUCCCUCUCGUCGCCCUCUACACACAUACCUACCCGCGUUCUACCCACUAAAUAGUCCACCGUGAUUGCUUCUUCGUGUCGGUUCGAGGGUUAGAAAACCUCCCAUUCCCUCGCCCUCCCUCUCGCCAUGUAUCUCCCUCGACAACUCAUCUCCCAUCUCUACCAACAACUCCUCCGCU
This is a messenger RNA of Aspergillus sclerotioniger CBS 115572, 722 nucleotides long. RefSeq lists its product as uncharacterized. The coding region runs from base 123 to 608 and encodes 161 amino acids. NCBI's taxonomy places the organism in Eukaryota, Fungi, Ascomycota, Eurotiomycetes, Eurotiales, Aspergillaceae. The transcript has a single exon. The record is from RefSeq and is a predicted model, not a curated record.